AUGGAGGAGAAGUCUGGCAACAUGAUAAAAUUGACCGCAUUCAAUUAUGCGAUCUGGAAACCAAAGAUGGAGGAUCUGCUAUACAUUAAAGACCUUUGGAGGCCAAUCGUGAUACCAAUGGAGGAACCAACACCAACGUCCAAGGAGGUAGAUCCUGUAACGAAAGACAAAUCGGCAUCGUCCUCUGGUGGCAAACCAACAAUCAUGUCCGAAAGUGAAUGGAUGGUGCUCAAUCGAAAGUGUGCUGCUCAAAUCCGGCAAUGGAUCGACAAGAGUAUUUUUCAAAAUUUUGCUAAUGAACAUGAUGCUGGUGUUCUUUGGCAAAAAUUAGAGAAAAUGUAUGCAAGAACAACGGCGCAAAAUAAAGCAAAUCACAUGCGGCGGCUCGUGAAUUUGAAAUACGAAGAUGGGAGCAGUGUCUCGGAACACAUGAGCGAGUUCCAAGGUAUAGUAGACCAACUCAACUCUAUGAAGAUGACAUUAGAUGAUGAGUUGCAGGCGUUGCUGCUACUUAGCUCUUUGCCGAAAAGCUGGGACACACUCGUUGUGUCAGUCAGCAACUCGGCUCCUGACGACGAGAUAAUCAUUAUUCAAAGUGAUGAUUCCAUUAAUCAUGCAUCCCAAGAUUCGACAUGGGUAGUCGACUCCGGCGCAUCCUACCAUGUCACGGCUUGUCAAGAUCUUUUUACAUCUUACAGUACUGGCAACUUUGGCUUUGUAAAGAUGGGAAAUGACGGUACGUCCAAAAUUACUGGUAUGGGUAAUAUUUACUUGGAGACUAAUGUUGGAUGUACGCUUUUACUCAAAGAUGUAAGACAUGUUCCGGACAUGCGUCUCAAUCUUAUAUCUACCAGCAAGCUCGAUGACGAAGGCUACAGCAAUUUCUUUAGUAAUGGGAAAUGGAAGCUUACUAAAGGUAAUUUGGUGGUAGCCAAAGGAGAAAAAACUUGCUCUCUCUACAUCACACAAUCCAAGCUGUGUAGAGGAGAGGUGAAUGUAACAGGAAAAGGAGUCACCACCGAGUUAUGGCAUAAAAGACUCGGACACAUGAGUAAGAAAGGCUCAAGAUUCUCAUUGGAAAGCAACUCCUACUGGGAAUGA
This is a messenger RNA of Syzygium oleosum, 1101 nucleotides long. RefSeq lists its product as uncharacterized. The record is from RefSeq and is a predicted model, not a curated record. The transcript is spliced from 2 exons. Bases 1 to 1101 code for a protein of 366 amino acids. NCBI's taxonomy places the organism in Eukaryota, Viridiplantae, Streptophyta, Magnoliopsida, Myrtales, Myrtaceae.